AUGGAAGAUGUGAAUUACUUGGAGUCUCGUAACGAGACACCUGUUUUCAACGGUAUAGGUUCAAUUACACAGACAUGCAGCGGAGAGAAAGUUUUACUUACUAAAACGUUCACGAAUCAAAGUUCAGUGGAAAGAAAAAUUCCGGAAUAUAAGUGUGAGAAUUGCAAGAAAACGUUCUCUUCAGAACGUGAAUUUUUCACACACCAAGAAAUACACAAUAAGAAGAAACCUCACACAGGAGAGAAGCCAUAUCAUUGUGGAGUUUGUGGAAAAUCUUUUGUUGAUAGUAGUAAUUUAACAAGACAUAAACGAAUACACACAGGAGAAAACCCAUUUCAUUGCGAAAUAUGUGGUAAGUCUUUCAUUGAAAAUUCCAAGCUUACAAUUCACAUACGUAGACAUACAGGAGAACAGCCCUAUCACUGUGAACUGUGUGGGAAGACUUUUGUGAAUAGUAGUGAUUUAAAAAGUCAUGAGCGAGUUCACACUGGAGAAAAACCUUAUCACUGUGAGAUAUGCGGCAAGUCGUUCUAUGUGAAUUCACAACUUACAAUACACGUACUGAUGCACUCUGGUGAGAAACCUUACUGUUGUGAGGUAUGUGGAAAAGCCUUUCUCACCAAUGGCCACUUGAAUACGCACAAAAAAAUACACACCGGAGUGAAGCCGUAUCCUUGUGAAAUAUGUGGGAAAGCUUUCCUUAAAAAUCAUGAUUUAAAACGCCACACGCAAAUACAUACGGGAGAAAAGCCAUAUCGCUGUGAUAUAUGUGGCAAUGCAUUCUGUAAAAAUUCAACUCUCGUCGUCCACAAGCAGAUACAUACAGGAGAAAAGUCUUAUCUUUGUGAGAUGUGUGGCAAAUCCUUCAAUCGGAAUUCUGAUCUUGUAAGUCACAAACGUAGACACACCGGGGAAAAACCCUGUCCUUGUGAAGUUUGUGGGAAAUCCUUUGUCAAUAAUAGCGAUUUAAACAGACACAAACUGAUUCACACUGGAGAGAAGCCCUAUCACUGUGACAUCUGUGAGAAAUCAUUUAUCACAAGCACUCUUUUAAAAAGACAUGAACGAAUACAUUCUGGAGGGAAGCCCUUAAACUGA
Molecule: messenger RNA, 1098 nt
Organism: Octopus bimaculoides (California two-spot octopus)
Lineage: Eukaryota; Metazoa; Mollusca; Cephalopoda; Octopoda; Octopodidae
Biological process (GO): regulation of transcription by RNA polymerase II
Cellular component (GO): chromatin; transcription regulator complex; PcG protein complex
Molecular function (GO): RNA polymerase II cis-regulatory region sequence-specific DNA binding; DNA-binding transcription factor activity, RNA polymerase II-specific
Source: RefSeq, a predicted model, not a curated record